CCAGUCCCACUGCCCAGAUCCUGCCGUGCCGUGACCGAGGCAGGGGCAGGUGCUGUCGUGGGCCAGAUGUGGAGGGGCGCAGCCCGGACCCUAUGCAGGGUAUGGCAGGCCCCGGGGAGGCCCUGCAGCCGCGGCGACGAAGCCUCAGCGCCUCGGGGCGCCCCGAGCUGCUGGAGCUGCGGCGACCAGAGGACGCCCGCGGACGGAGAUCGGCUCUUCUGUCCGACCUGCCGCGCGCUGCAACCGCCGGACCCUAAGCCAGACUUCUUCCGCCUCAUGGAUUGUGGCCAGUCCUUCACAGUCGACAUCCCGAAUCUGAAGCGCCGGUAUCAGCAACUCCAGCGCCUGGUCCACCCUGAUAACUUCAGCCAGAAGUCACAGACUGAGAGGGACUUCUCAGAACAGCAUUCUGCACAGGUGAACGAGGCCUACAAGACCCUGCUGACCCCGCUGAGCCGCGGCUUAUAUCUGCUGAAGCUCCAGGGCAUGGAGAUCUCCGAAGGUACAGACAGCCACAUGGACCUGGACUUUCUUGGAGAAAUCAUGGAGAUCAGUGAGAAGCUCAAUGAAGCUCAAAGUGAGGCAGAAACCAACAAGAUUGAGGCCUUCAUUAGAGCUGAGGAGAAAGAAUUGACUGAAGAUUUGGGCAAAGCUUUCAAACAAGGUGAUCUUCAGAAAGCCAAGGACUUUUUAAAAAAACUGAGAUACAUUGUAAAUUUAGACGAAAAAAUAAAACUGAAGAAGACCUCAUCUUAACUGGAGAUGGAUGACAACUUUAUACUGUGUUUCCAUUAAAUUCUUGUAUAGAUCCUUUUCUUUA
Molecule: messenger RNA, 820 nt
Organism: Trichosurus vulpecula (common brushtail)
Lineage: Eukaryota; Metazoa; Chordata; Mammalia; Diprotodontia; Phalangeridae
Gene: HSCB
Product: HscB mitochondrial iron-sulfur cluster cochaperone
Exons: 6
Coding region: 67-756 (229 amino acids)
Biological process (GO): [2Fe-2S] cluster assembly; protein complex oligomerization
Cellular component (GO): mitochondrion
Molecular function (GO): protein-folding chaperone binding; ATPase activator activity
Source: RefSeq, a predicted model, not a curated record